AUGUAUAUCCCAUCUGCUCAGUCUCUCUUUUGCCUUUCUCUUCUCGCCCUUCCCUACGCAUCUGCCAUUCCUCUUAAUGAAAAUUUGCAGCCUAGAGCUGCUACAACAUGCAAUAACAAUGAUAUCAAGACUGUGAACAGCAGCAACAAGCAGCCAGUAGCCUACUGCAAGUCAUGGCUCGCCACCAAACAAUCAAAGUCUACCGUCAAGGGCUUGACUGUCGCCCAGAUCAGCAAUGCAUGUAAAUGCGUUGAGGCUUCCGCUUCAUCCUCAUCUGCGGCAGCAGCAAAGAAGACAACAAGUUCCACAAAGAAGCCUUCGUCCACUAAGAAAGUGACUUCCUCUACUACCAAAAAGGCCACCUCGUCCACAAAGAUCACAACUUCCAUCAAGUCAACAUUGAAAGAGGCCCCAAUCUCAACCAGAGCAUCCUCUGCGACCAAGAGCUCAACCUCGACUAAGAAGACAAGUACCUCAAGCAAGCAGUCAACCACCUCGAAGCAGUCUACAUCCUCAAAAAGUUCGACAUCCCAAAAGUCUACUGCUACAUCAACGAGUGUUGCAAGUAAGAAGUCAACAUGGACUUCUGUGUCGACUAAGCAGAGCAGCAGCAGCUCUAGCAAGACCAGCAGUAUGCCUUCAUCAACGAUUAAGAGCUCGUCAAGCUCCUUCACAAGUUCUACUUCGGCCCAAUCUCACCUUUCAUCUUCCGCUUCUUCAGCAACCUCAUCCGUGUCCUCUACCACUUUCUCUGCAGUUGCCAUUCCCAUGGAUGCGGUCACUGGCGUCGUCACCAACCAAAAGGCCCCCACAGGUGUCUCGACGCGAUCGUCGUCUAGCAUUCAAACGUCGUCCAGCACUGUCGCUUCAAGUGCGACGACUGCGGCUUCUGCCAACACCAAGGAUCUCUCCAAUGGCAGUAAUGUCAUAGCCAAUGGAAUCUUUAGCCAGGGCUCUACCACCGGCUGGCACGGUGCUCGCGCCUUUGGUACCAAGUUCGCCGUAGCUUCGCUCGCUGGCGAUUCGAACUACGAAGCACUUGUCAAUGGCCAACUAUACCAGAACCUAAGUGCCGAUGUCUAUCUCAACUACCCCAGCGGUCUUCCUGCAGGCGUGGCUUGCGUUGUCAAAUACAGUCUUGGAAGUGACAGCAUCAUUCUCAAGCAGUAUGGUGUUGCUUCCACAAGCGGUGCUGUUUUGUCUGAUUCUGCUUCUGGCACACUAUUGCAGGCUUUCACUGGCCGAUUCCAGAUAGAUACCUACUGCAACAGCGCCAGCUCUUCGGCGGCAAGCUUCGCUCUGGGCUUUGGCAACAUUCAGCUUCUUGUUGCAGAUGCCGGAAGUGCUACAUCGACCGCUGCAACCGCAAACGCUGCUGUGACCACUAGCACCUCGACUCCUUCUUCGACGACAUCUUCUGCUGCAAGUGCAAGCACGACCGGGGCCAACAUGCUGACCAAUGGCGACUUUGGCACAGGCGACUUUUCGGGCUGGGCCCUAUAUCGUCUGGGCGAUCCUACCUUCGCCAUUCAAGGCAACCCCAAUGCUUAUGUCUCGGUUAUUACUUUCCCCGCUGGCGGUGACUCUAAUUCCCAAGCUGCCCUGCUGCAGCAACCCGCAAACGCAACGUCUGGCACGACAUACACUGCCUCGAUGGGUCUUUUGCUCAACUACCCGUCGGGACUUGCCAACGAUGGCUCUUCUUGCAGCGUGCAAGUCUACUUUGUCGAUUCCAAUGGUUUUGGUAUCUCGUUCGCUCAGACGACGUACACUUAUGGUGAUGCAGCCUACCAGAGCAUCACUGGCAGUGGUUCGGUAAAUAAUGGUUUCAGUGGCGUCUUUGAUAUUAUGAUCAGGUGUUAUGGCGGCGCGCAGGCGAUCGCCGCCGGUGUCGAGGAUGUACAGCUUUACGUGUCUUAG
This is a messenger RNA of Aureobasidium melanogenum CBS 110374, 1920 nucleotides long. RefSeq lists its product as uncharacterized. The coding region runs from base 1 to 1920 and encodes 639 amino acids. The record is from RefSeq and is a predicted model, not a curated record. The transcript has 4 exons. NCBI's taxonomy places the organism in Eukaryota, Fungi, Ascomycota, Dothideomycetes, Dothideales, Saccotheciaceae.